Molecule: messenger RNA, 615 nt
Organism: Acanthoscelides obtectus
Lineage: Eukaryota; Metazoa; Arthropoda; Insecta; Coleoptera; Chrysomelidae
Source: the annotation of a GenBank genome assembly
AUGACCCAGAAGAGCUACAAGAAACAUUGUCCGUACAAUCAUCCUGCUUCAUCCGACAUCAUAGAAGUUGAUGAAGAAACUACUGACAAUACAGACCGAAUUGUUGAGGAUCAAAAUCCUAUUUCUUCGCAAAAAAAAUUUUUGUCACCACAUAAAAAUGCUCCGAAAAGAAAAAAAAACGAGGACCCUCGUAUACAAGAGGCCUACGAUAUUUUAAAAAGCAGAACAGCCACUCAGACUGAACUGGACUCUUUACCAAUUUCCCCUCAGGUGUUAUCACCAUCCCAACAAACAUUUCAACCUUCAACAUCUAUUUGUCAAAACUUUCGUACUUAUAAUUCACUACCGUCUCCUUCUUCGUCAAUAUCAUCAGUAGGACCUCCAUCUUGUACUCCAUCACCACUUCAAUGUCCUCAAAGUAAUAUACAACAAUAUAAUGAACAUGCACCACAACAAUCAUCCAGUGAGCACUCGAGCACCCAUAGCCAGGAAGUGCCACCCGACCACCAGGAGAUUACGUCCGAGAAUUCACUCAUCUUUCAAGUCAAUUCAAGCCAACAAACUGCUAACCAGCUAACUACAGCUACCUACUUCUCGAAAUAUGAUGAAAUAUGA